CGAAACCUUUCCGCUUUCUAUCGAUCUCUGGAGGGGGUAAGGAAUAGGCGAAGAGACGAGGUGAGACGACUCCAGGAUUGCUGGCUAGCUAGGUUCGCAGACCCGCCGCGGAAGCGAAGACGUCGUCUGGAUCCCCCCCCCGCCGCGAUCGCCGGAGGAUGUCGGCGAUGAGGCCCCACGUGAGGGCGAUCGACAUCAACGCCCUGGCCCAGAAGGUGGAGGUCGACAACCGCAUCUCCCUUGCCUUCUACUACCGCAUCGCCGAUAAUCUCCUCAAGCAGGCUAGAAUUUACAGGGACGAGAGAAAUCUCAUUGAUCUGUAUAUUAUACUUCUCAGAUUUUCGAGUCUUUUGUGCGAGACAAUACCUUGUCACCAUGAAUACCAGGCCUUACCUCCUGCUUUUAGGAAGAAACUGUUGGAUGUCAUGAAUGAACUGGAAUCUCUGAAGCCAGAAGUUCAACGUCAAGUUGACAAUCUUAACAGAGAGCAUACAUUUCAAACUGCUGGUCAGAAAAGUGUCUCCUAUAGUCCAGUUCCUGCCAAGGAACACAUCGUUCCUAUUCCUCGCAUGGACCAGACUUCUACAGUAAGUACAUCUCGAUCGUCAUGGAGACCUGCUGAGAGGAAUCGACUUGUGUUGCCAGACAACUCACAAGCAGAUAAAUCAUUGCAGAAAAUAUCUUUUGGUGUACUUAAUCCAAAAGAAGAAACCUUAUCUAGGCAUUCCAUUUUAGGUCCUAAUGGUCUAUGGGGCCCUCCUGCACGACCAGUUACUGGUAUAAGGGUCCAGUAUCCCAGCAAUUUUGAGUUGAUUCAAAGUGGAAGUUCAGGCCUGAAUCAGGAUGCGCAAUCUGGUUUAGUUGUGAUAAAUGAAGGCGAUUCUAGAAAGAGGAACUAUGAUCUGGAAUCAGUUCUCUCCCUUGAUGAUGGCAGAUGGUCUUCUAUUCCGGUAGAAGAAUCUGAUACUUUUGCUGCAAGUGUAGUUCAAGAAGAUUUUGCUCAUUUGAAUAUCAAGCAGCCAUCUCCUCCUCCAGUUCUAGCUCAAGUGGAGUCACGUGUGAUUUCCCCAUCAAAAGUUGCUGAUCCAAGACCAGGCCCAGCAAAAUCUUCGCAUGAUGGAACGAAGACUUUUCAAAAUCUACAUGUGCCGGUAAAGAUGAUGGAAGCUUUUAUGCGGCUUGCAGAGAAGAACACUGCCAAAAAUUUGGAAACCUGUGGAAUUCUUGCAGGUUUAUUGAAAAACAGGAUGUUUUAUGUGACAACACUAAUAAUCCCAAAGCAGGAAUCAACAUCUGAUUCGUGCCAAACUACGGAUGAAGAAGAAAUAUUUAAUGUCCAAGACAAGCUCUCUCUUUUCCCUCUUGGGUGGAUACAUACCCACCCAACCCAGACUUGCUUCAUGUCAUCUAUUGAUCUCCAUACUCAUUAUUCGUACCAGAUUAUGUUACCAGAAGCAAUUGCAAUUGUCAUGGCACCAACUGAUACAUCAAGAACCCAUGGCAUAUUCCAUCUGACAGAUCCAUCGGGUGUUAAUCUGAUUCGCAACUGUCGAGAAAGUGGAUUCCACCCACAUGAGGAGCCUCUGGACGGCAGUCCUAUAUACGAACACUGUUCUCAUGUUUACAUGAAUGCCAAUAUGAAGUACGAUGUGAUCGAUCUCCGUAACUCCUGAUCUUAUCAAGGCGUUCAAACACACGCUCAGUCCAGCUGGGAAGAGACCUUAGAUGCAACAUGCAGUUUGAUCCUCAGCAUGUCUACCACGAUGCUGGCAAUGCCGCUUGUUUAUUCUGUAUUUACUCUGAUGAGGAUGGAUAUAUGCCGUGUCGUCAAAACGCCGAAGUUACAGAUUCUGUGCCUUCUUUCAGUCUGCCCAGCAACACAGCCUGUUGCUUCCUUGGUGUAUAUGCAGUUUGUGACUAAUAGAUCAUCUCGGAUUGCUUUUUAUGAUGCAUCUGAACUAUACUACAGUUAGAUGCCAUAUAUCAUGCUGGAUGUAAUUGCUGGUUGUUACAUCACAUUCUCAAUAUUGUUAGUCAUUUGGCAUGA
Messenger RNA from Musa acuminata subsp. malaccensis (wild Malaysian banana), 2047 nucleotides. RefSeq names its product AMSH-like ubiquitin thioesterase 3. Gene Ontology annotation, biological process: protein K63-linked deubiquitination; protein K48-linked deubiquitination. Gene Ontology annotation, cellular component: membrane; endosome. The record is from RefSeq and is a predicted model, not a curated record. NCBI's taxonomy places the organism in Eukaryota, Viridiplantae, Streptophyta, Magnoliopsida, Zingiberales, Musaceae. Gene Ontology annotation, molecular function: metal-dependent deubiquitinase activity; protein binding; K63-linked deubiquitinase activity.